Messenger RNA from Eimeria mitis, 801 nucleotides. Its product is annotated as SAG family member. The transcript has 5 exons. The record is from RefSeq and is a predicted model, not a curated record. NCBI's taxonomy places the organism in Eukaryota, Apicomplexa, Conoidasida, Eucoccidiorida, Eimeriidae. The coding region runs from base 1 to 801 and encodes 266 amino acids.
AUGUCUUCCAUCUACAAGACGGCAGCAGCAGUUUGCCUUGCUCUGUGUGGGCUCCAAGCCGAGGCGAACACGACUAGAAAAUACAAAUUUAAAGUUGUGGAUGUAGGCGAAGAUGCCUACUUGGCUGCUAACCUGGCCCGCAAUGGAAAACUCCCAGUUCACAUCAGUGAAGUUACAAAGGAAGACACCCUUAUCACUACCUUGAAGGGAAAAGUAGCAGGCGAAGAUAUUGCCACUGCCGACAAUUGCACUGCAUUGAUAACCUCCGAACUGAAGAAGAACUUCCACUACUCUUUCGAAUACGAAUCUACCUCCGAGGCCAGUCCAGACUACCGUCAAUUGCUGCAGAAAGCCCUUGACGAGGGAUUGACACUCUUCGACAAAAAAUACCCCCAGUCCCAAGAAGCGUGGGAAAAGAUUUGGAAUGAAGAUGAGGGGGCCAGCCUGGCAUAUCUCCUCGGGUCUAACAGCACUACAAUCGGGUGCGUCAUUGGAAGGUGUACCCAAGUAAAAACUUCAAGUGACACGUCACUACUUCAAGGGGGAGGUGGUGGUUCAGGAGAACCGGAAGAAACUUUACAAAAUGAUGCUGUACUUUUCUGUCAACUCGAACCUGCGGCGGUGAAGGACUCGGCCCCCUUUGAUGAGGAGUAUUUCAACGGACUUAUAGAACGAACAACUGAAUUAAAAGAUAUGACAGAAGACGACCUGAAGAAUUCGGUUGGAAAUGGCCCUGUAGCAACUGCCUCUACCAUUAUAAUUGCCGGUUUGGUUGCUAUGCUGACAACCGUCUCUGCCUAG